CAGCCUAUCCUCAAAAAGAACAUGACCACUGAAGGAAAAGAGAGGAAACAGAGAAUCCUGGAAAAUCUAUUCCAUCUGAGCACCAAGACAUUUUUGAUCAUGCAGUUCUACACAGCAGUGCUGGGACAACUGAAGAAGUAUGUUGUCAUGUUCCGGUCAAAGGACACCACAGUAGACAAGCUGCAUGACGAGCAGAAACAGUUGGUAACAAGGUUCCUCUCAAAUUUCAUCAAAUCAGAGGUUCUGAAGGGAAUCACACCAAAGAAGCUGGUCAACUUUGCAGUGUCAGACCCUGCCAAACCACUUGCCACGGAAAGAUAUUUUUGUUGGAUGGAAAACAAGAGGAGUUUUGUCAAAGUAUGGCAGUGA
Haliotis rubra (blacklip abalone) is the source of this 369-nucleotide messenger RNA. RefSeq lists its product as uncharacterized. Lineage: Eukaryota; Metazoa; Mollusca; Gastropoda; Lepetellida; Haliotidae. The record is from RefSeq and is a predicted model, not a curated record. The transcript is spliced from 2 exons. Bases 22 to 369 code for a protein of 115 amino acids.